AUGGGCAAAUCUACUAGUAAUUUGUAUGACGUAAAACCCGCCAAGACCCAAACGCCGAAUGCACCGCUCGCCGAAUAUACCGCCGCGAAUGCACCGCUCCCAACACAUCCCGCAACAAAGACAGUCGUGCUUGUAUGUGACGGCGUGAAGUUGGCCAUCACAUAUAACCUGAGCGGGGCCUUGCGGAGGGUUCGCCAUACCCACGGUGCUGUCAGGGUACUUGUAUGGCUGGGACCAGCAGAGGAUGAGGAUGAGACUCGCUCCGUCUUUACCCUUCUGGAGCGGCUCUGGGACCAGGCUGACAAGAAUGAUGCGAACGGUUCAAAGACUUUGACACACUCGAGUAUACAAGAACUUCUCAACGGAUUCUUACAACGGCGCAUAGAGCUUCAACCUGGUGCGAUACCUGCGACCUCAUCUCCUAUGUGGGUGUAUCUUGCUCGUUUCCAUGCCCAGCCUUGGUUCACCCGUGUUUGGAUCAUACAAGAAGUCGCUGUUUCGUCAUCAGCAUUGAUGAUGUGUGGUAGAGCUGAGAGCGACUGGCACAAAGUCGGAUUCAGUUCACUAGUGCUUUAUGCACAUAUUCUUCAGGAUUAUCCUGUGAUGAUAGGCGAAAAUCCGGCCUUCUGGGGGUUCUAUAGCCAUAUCGCUAAUUGUGCGACAAUGUGGAACUGGUCACUGUCUAACAUCACCGGGCGUUCAACAAAUAGACUCUGCGACCUGCUCGAGGACGCAAGAGAUUUUGAGGCAACCGAUCCGAGAGACAAGGUGUUUGCCUUAUUAGGUCUACCAUACGCGUCCGCUACCCUUGCAGAUUUCAGAAGUGAUCCCCUGUUAUUGGUGCCAGACUAUACCAGGUCUCAUGACCAGGUCUACCGAGAUGUGACUAGAAAACCUAUUAAAGAGAUGAGGUCUCUGGAUGUUCUGUCUAGCGUUAAUCAUGACGAGGACGCUCUAUCCAAGUCACCUUCUUGGGUACCGCGCUGGAAUCGAAAGAGAUAUAGCUCAGCAUUGGAACUAUGUACGAUUCGCCCCUUUUACCAAGCAUGUUCAGACUUGCCAACCUCGCUUUACGAGUCUGCCCACGAAGACAUCUUGAGUCUACGGGGACUAAUUUUCGAUACCGUAACUAGUGUUGGGCAUAUCAUCAACACAAUGGAGUAUAGCCUCAACGAAAGAGCUUCAGACCCAACGCUGGCUGUACAUUCCUGGAUAGAUGAUAUGAGCACGACCGAGACAUAUCCCAUAGGCGAACCUCUUGAUGCCGUAUACAGCAUAACUCUCGUUGCAAACUCACGAGAUGGCUUUGUGCCUGCUGAUGAGAACCUCACGCAGCAUCUAGCUGAUUUUUACGCCUACCUUAUUGGAUACUUUCAGCUGACCUUGCCAGAUAGACCAAUUGAUACUGCUCUGCGUGAAGCAGCCAAGUCCGGUAAUGGAUCUCGAUUUUCGGUGGCCGAUCCCCUUGUGUGCGACUUUCGAAGACUCUUUACCACCUCCAAGGGUUAUAUUGGUUUGGGACCUAGCGCGUUGCGAGAGGGUGAUCUGGUUUGUGUGCUGUUUGGGGGCAUUGUCCCCUUUACGUUGAGACAAGAAGAUGGUGUGUAUCGGCUGGUUGGCGAAUCCUACGUUCAUGGCUUGAUGCACCGUGAAGCUAUCCAAGAAAUGAUAGAUGGUCAACUGUCGGAGAUGACCUUCGAUAUUCAUUGA
This is a messenger RNA of Endocarpon pusillum Z07020, 1710 nucleotides long. RefSeq lists its product as uncharacterized. Bases 1 to 1710 code for a protein of 569 amino acids. The record is from RefSeq and is a predicted model, not a curated record. The transcript is spliced from 3 exons. NCBI's taxonomy places the organism in Eukaryota, Fungi, Ascomycota, Eurotiomycetes, Verrucariales, Verrucariaceae.